Messenger RNA from Myzus persicae (green peach aphid), 6269 nucleotides. RefSeq names its product FH1/FH2 domain-containing protein 3 (gene Fhos). The record is from RefSeq and is a predicted model, not a curated record. The transcript has 24 exons. Bases 275 to 6058 code for a protein of 1927 amino acids. Gene Ontology annotation, cellular component: cytoplasm; cytoskeleton. Gene Ontology annotation, molecular function: actin filament binding. Gene Ontology annotation, biological process: actin filament network formation; cortical actin cytoskeleton organization. Lineage: Eukaryota; Metazoa; Arthropoda; Insecta; Hemiptera; Aphididae.
AAUUAAAUUUUAAUUUUUAAUCGAAGCAUUUCUUUAGCAAUUGCCCAAUUUUAGUUCCACAAGUUCUACAUAUGUAUCAUUUUCGUGUUUUUAAAUCGCAUUUGGCUUCAAGUUCGCACUAGGCACUUUUAGUUAAAUAUAAAAAUAACCAUUACGGGAUCAGUGGACGUGGAGUUGGCCCGCAUUCAAUACUCCGGUGCACAUUGCGUUGUUGACAUUUCAUAUCCAGCAGUCGUACUGUAGCUAUACGUCUUGAUAAUAUGCAAAUGUAAUCAUGACUUCGUCGUAUAGAAACUCACGGCCACCAUGGAGAUCUCCGAGUCAAAGUUAUACAUCGGCUCCAGAACGUCCUACUACUUUAGGAACAAGUUCAAACCGUUUUUUAAGUGGAAGUUCAUACAGGGCCUUAACGGGGAAUUCAGCUCUACCAACUCGUACGUACGGUGGCGAUUCAAGCUCCGUAACUGCACUAAAAGACAAAUUUUCUUCCAUUGCGAGGGACAAAGCUGUAUUAGCUGAUAAAAGGAUGAGAGUGGCGUCAUCUGGUUUUGGUAACAAACCUACUCUGAGAACUGGAAGUGCUAGCCGCUUUGGUGCGCCGAUUGUUCGGAGUCCGAUCAAGGAACAAUCUGUAACAGUUUUCGGAGUAUGCAAUGUACCAGAUAUAGAAGCAGAUACUCCAGCUGAUAUUAUGGUAUCGGUAGUCACUCGGAGUACGUCACCUACACCUCCUGCUCAUAGUACAUUUCUACGAAGUAAGCAUGCUGGGCAACAAGAAUUUACUAUGUUAAUGGUACCACGAAAAUAUGAAAGAGGAGUGGAUGUCAAUUUACAAACCGACGAAAGAUUCCUCCGGAAUAUGCCUAGUUUAAAAGUAGUAUCUUCAAUUCCUAUACCUAGGUAUGUUGGUAGUAGGUCAGGCUAUAAUUAUUCGAAAUCUAAAGACUCUGGAUCAACUAGUGAUAAUUCAGGUCAAGAACAAGAUUCGUAUCUUUCUGACUCGUCUAGCCAUAGUAAAAGUCGUUCAAGUGGCGCAGAGACAUCAAAAUUACCUCAACCAAACUGGAAUAGAAAUAGAACUAUGGAAAAAAAUCGAGAAGAAUCUGGCAUUAGUCGCUCUCCGUCGCUUUCCAGUACAGCGGAAGAAAAACCACCAACGGGUAGAAAAAUCGAAGAACCUAAAUUAGUUACAAUUAGAAGUAUUGCACCAAUUUCUGGCAUUGCAGUUAUAUCCGAAGCACCUAAACUACAAUAUCCAUUAAGAAAAAUGGAUUCUUCCGAUCAAGCCUGGUGGUUACAAGAUUCGGAAAAUAAUAACGAAGAACCAAAUGUAUGUGCAAGUACAGAUUUUGAUUUAAAUAUGAACAACACACUAACUAAAAUCCCUUCAUAUAAUAUAAGGAAAAUGGAUUCUUCAGACAGAAAUCGAUGGUUACAAGAAGCUGAACAAGCUGAUAAUAAUGAUGUGCCUUUGUCGAGUACGGAAAGUAUUUCUAAUUCAGAAUCGACAAAGAGUAACUCCACAUCAAACAAAAGUCAUUCAUAUGGAAUUAGAAAAAUCGAUUCGUCUGAUAGAAAUCUAUGGUUGAAAGAAGCAGUCCAAGAAGAUUUAAUAAAUGAAAAACCAAAACCAUGUGCUCAUAGUAUUUCAAAUGUCGAAUGUAUUAAUACUCAAUCAAGCCUAAGUCCUACGUAUAAUAUUAAAAAAAUAGAAUCAAUGAUUGAAAGCCCAUGCUUGAAAGAUAUUGAAACUCAGGGCUCUAUAUUAUACAUUGAUAGUGUUUCAAAUCCAGAUACACAUACCAGUCAUUCUUUAUCGACUAAAAAUGAAACAUAUGGAGUUAGAAAAAUGGAUUCAUUUGAUUCGCCAUGGUGGUUAACAGAAGAAAAAAGUUCAUGCGCAAGUGAUGAAUCCAAAUUAAGUUCAAAUAUAAUAGAGCUUAGAAAAAGUGACCAUUCUCAAACAAAAAGUCCAGAAAUGACUGUAUCAUAUGGAAUCAGAAAAAUGGAUUCAUUUGAUAGUCCAUGGUGGUUAUCAGGAGAUGAGGCUAAACAAGUAAAUUCGUUAAGUGAUAUUUCAAUGAAAAACCAAAGUGCCGAAGAAAAUUCCAAUGAAUCAUUUCCAUUUAAUUCUGAAAAUGAAGUAAAUAUUAAUCCACGUGAAAAUCAGUGGUGGUUUGAAAAUGGCCACGAAUCUCAGUUGGAAACCGAUUUGCCUAAUUUAAAUGACAAUUCAAAUAUAGAACUGUCUGAUAAUAAUUACUAUGCAUCAACGAAGGAAUCAGAUUCAAUUGAUUGGUGGAAAGAAGAUAUUAUAAAAAAUACAGAUGCAAGAAGUACAAGCAUUUCAACUGAUUGGUCACGGAACGUCCCCGAAUCAUUUGAUCAACAUACAAAUACUGCGACAGAUGGUCCUAUAAAAAUCAUGACUGGUGUUAGAAAAAUGGAUUCAUUUGAUAGCCCAUCUUGGCUAGCAAGCGAAGAAUCAGAAUCUCAAAGUAAUGAGCCUAAACAAACUAGUAGUGGUGAUGCAGUUAGUUCAAAUUCAAAACAAAUAGAAGAAUUAGCUGAUAGUAGUCCUGAUUGGUGGGGAGAAAAAAAUCAAAGCGAUGAUUUCGUUAGAACCAAAAAAACUUCUCUUCGAAUAAAGAAAAUUGAGAAUGUUGUAAAUGAAAUUGCAGAAAUACCUAUCAAUAAAGUUCAAAAAGAACCAAACUUGCAAGAUGAGCUGGACCAGUUAAUGUUAUUUAUUGGAGGUUGUCGGAAUAUUGAUGAUCUACUAGGAAACGAAGAACCUCCACCUGCAGCACCAACAACACCACCAGAUACCGAUUCAGACGAUUGUGUGGAGAUCAGACCUGACCAAGUUCAUAUUCACGACAGCACUGCCCAGAUGUCAACCAUACAAAAGAAACUUACGACGUUGGACGACGCCGCCCUGCAGCUGUACAAGGACGGCGAUUUCGGAUCUUACCUAGACAUGGAGGCGUCCAUUUCCGAACAACCGGAGGAAUUCGAAGGAUUUCAAAACGAUAAAAGAAACUCGAUUGUCUUGCGCACGCAGUUGUCAGUCAAAGUACACACUAUAAUCGACAAACUGAUGAACUCCGAAGGCAAAGAGCUCCGGAGGUGUUUGUUCGCGCUCAAGCACAUAUUUCAGGAGGAUAAGGAUUUGGUUCACGAGUUCAUACAGAACGACGGACUACGGUGCCUCAUUAAGCUGGGAUCGGACGUCGACCAGAAUUAUCAAAACUACAUACUAAGAGCUCUCGGCCAGGUAAUGUUGUAUGUGGAUGGCAUGAACGGCGUUAUCGAGGACAACCCGACCAUUCAAUGGCUGUACUCGUUGCUGACGUCCAGAUUCCGAUUGGUCGUCAAGACAGCGCUAAAGCUGUUGCUGGUCUUCAUCGAGUACGUUGAAUCCAACUGUUUGAUUUUCAUACAAGCCGUACUCGCGGUGCACCAAUCUAAUGGCACUCCAUUGUGGAGUAAUGUUAUGAAACUGCUCACCGAACCUGAUAUGGUCGACACUGAACUGUUGGUGUAUGCGAUGACGUUAAUCAAUAAGACAUUGAACGGUAUACCGGAUCAAGACACAUAUUACGAUCAAGUUGAUUCUAUCGAGGAACAAGGAAUAGAACAAGUUAUACAGAAAUACAUGUCGAAGCCGGGAACUGAACUUGAUCUUCUCAGACAACUUCAGAUUUAUGAAGUUGUUCUGCAACACGAAGAUGGAGAUAACAAAUCUACUCCAAUCAGAGUAGACCAUUCAAUCAGAAAAACAUUAAGAAAUAGAAAAUCAUUGAAUUCAUCAUUAGAUUCUGCGGAUAGAAGAAAAUCUAGAAGACACUCAGCCGGUAAUCCAAGUGUUCAAAUGCCUUUACUUAUGGAAAGGCUCGAUAUAAAUCCACCUUUACCAAAACCGAACAAAUUACCUCAUCCAGGUGAGGACGCUGGAGUGACCCCUGGCUUAAAACGAAGAAGGGAACGUGCUCAAAGACAACGGAGCUUGCUCCGGGAGCAGUAUAAGAACAAUAUAGCUCGACCAGACUGGUCUAGUACUGACGAUCAAGGUGAAAGUUCUGAAGGUCAAAAUGGGUUACAUCCGUUUAACUUGUCUUUCUGUAAUGGAGACUCGCAAGUUCAAAGGGAGAGCUCGGUAAAAGACCUGACACAAAAAUUGACAAACUUAAGAAGUCCGGAUGAGUCACCUACCAAAUUGGCUCCGCCUUUAGAUGAUAUGAGAGGAAUUAUUUCAAAAGCAAUGGAAGGACUUGCUAAAUCUCAGUCAAAAAAUGAAGUCGUGAAAAGUCCAACCUCGGAUUCGGCCAUAGAUAUACUGUCGAGAAAAACUGAGACUGAUUUACAAUGGGAGAGAUUAGUAAGCGAGUGCGAUCGUUCUCUUCAGUUAUGUGACUUAGAUUUCUCAACUUUACACUCUGACGACGAUUCUGAUGUGUUAGCGUGUUCUUCAUUACUUGGAGGUAUUCCUCCUCCUCCACCUCCUUGUCCUAUGCUACCACCCAUGCAACAACAUGUUGCAAAGAAAACCAAAAAGACUGUAAAACUAUUUUGGAAGGAAGUUAGAGAUGACCCUAUCGCCAGAGUAAAAUUGAACUCCGAACGCUUGUUAUGGGAAGAAUUAAGUCCCGUUGAAGUUGAUACUCAUAAACUUGAACAUUUAUUUGAAUCUCGUGCAAAAGAUUUUAUUACUAAGAAACAACAAGAAAUUAAUAAAACAAAAGAAGUAAUCGUAUUGGAUCCGAAACGAUCAAAUGCAAUUAAUAUAGGCAUGACGAAGCUACCUCCACCGCGAUCCAUCAAAGCGGCCAUAUUGAAAAUGGAUCCGACAGUUAUAAAUCGAGAGGGAAUAGAGAAACUUAUGACUAUGCUUCCUAGCGACGAAGAACGAAACAAAAUUCAAGAGGCACAGUCUGCGUGCCCGGAUUUGCCUUUGGGCAGCGCUGAACAGUUCCUAUUAACAUUAGCAUCGAUAUCUGAACUUCCAGCUAGGUUGAAACUGUGGUCUUUCAAAUUAGACUAUGAGAAUGUAGAAAAAGAAAUCGCUGAACCACUAAUGGAUUUAAUGCAAGGAAUUGAAAUAUUGAAAACUAACCGCACGUUCAAGGCGAUAUUGGGCACAUUGCUGUCAGUAGGCAUAUUUUUAAACGGAACUGAAGUCAAAGGAUUUCAAAUUGAAUACCUGGCUAAAGUACCAGAAGUCAAAGACACCGUGCACAAGCAUUCUCUUCUUCAUCAUUUGUGUCAUAUCGUUAUGGAUAAGUUUCCCGAUUCCACGGAUUUAUAUUCAGAGAUCGGUGCUAUUACACGUGCGUCAAGAGUGGAUUUCGGGGAAAUAGCUGCGACGUUGUCAAAAGUAGAACAAGAGUGCAGGGCGUCUUUCGACCAUUUAAAGACGAUCAGUAAACACGACGGGGCGACUGCAAUAAAAUCUAAAAUGUCAGAGUUUUUGGCUGACUGCGCUGAACGUAUUGUGGUGCUUGGGAAAGUCCACCGACGCGUUGUGAACCGUUUCAAUAAAUUUUGUCUCUGGCUUGGAAUUCCUCUUCACAAAGUCCAACUCACCAAGCCCAACGAGUUGUGCCGAAUCGUAUCUGAGUUUUCGCUGGAAUACCGUACCACCAGGGAGCGUGUCAUCCAGCAACUGCACAAGAAAGCUAGCCACCGGGAGCGGAACAAGACGCGUGGCAAGAUGAUAACGGAAGUCGGAAAAAUCGACAAACAAGACGCCGACACUGAACUCAGACAGCUGUUGGACAAAGACCCUUCGCACAACAGGGUGUUCUCGUGGAGGAAUCAGUGUAGGCAUUCUUUGGGAAAUACCAACGGUGUUCAUUUGAGCAACGACGAUGACGAACUGAUCGAGAGCCUGGUGAAGACGGUCACUGCCACGGCCGGCGGGGCGAACACGAGAACAACGCAGAGGGAACGUAAGAGAACUAAAGACGCUCAUAGAAAAUCACUGAUCAAAAGGUCUCGAACUAGGGAUAAUAUACCGAGGCAAAGUAGCAGUCACUCUCGUAAUUCGAUGUCGUAGUUUUGUGAGACGUACGUUGCGGAACGGUCUAAGCGACGAAGACAAAAAACAUUUGGCAUCAUUCAUAAAGGGCUACUGAACUGUGAUAUCCAUGACGUCAAAUAUCUUAUGACUGAUAAUAAUAUUUUAGACGUUUCUUAAUAAUUUUCCUAAUUCAUUUUAUUUUUACUUAUAUAUAUUUAAAACUCAACAAUUAUUAUCAAACUAUUCU